Postia placenta MAD-698-R-SB12 is the source of this 1548-nucleotide messenger RNA. RefSeq lists its product as hypothetical. Bases 1 to 1548 code for a protein of 515 amino acids. NCBI's taxonomy places the organism in Eukaryota, Fungi, Basidiomycota, Agaricomycetes, Polyporales, Adustoporiaceae. The transcript is spliced from 3 exons. The record is from RefSeq and is a predicted model, not a curated record.
AUGGUCUCUCCGUUAGAGGCUCUGCCGCCGGAACUUUACACAGACAUCCUCUCACAAAUCCCUCUGGAAUAUCUACAAGAAACAACGUAUUCCCUCGUCCGCGCCGUCCCGCGCUCGCCCGUUCCCCAAUACCACUUGUUUCACUAUGUGCGCCUCAAGAGAAGCCAUCAGAUCUUCAAGCUCUACAGUCACCUUCGGAAGAGCCCAGAUCAUGUCUCCCUGAUCCGCUAUUUCGCGUUGGAGAGCUGGGAGGUCAGUGAUGCGUGGGUCGUGAAUAAUCUGAUUGCCCUCUUGCGCAAUGUGAGCGGACUGCGUCUGUUUAUUGGGCCCAACUAUUCUCCUGAACAUCUGGAAGAGAUGUUUGAGAAGCCGAUAGAAGAGUUGGAGUCUAUCUCCUUGAGAUUCAGACCGUACGUACAAAAAGCGACAUAUUAUCACUUCCUCAAGGGUGCAUAUUUUGAUUCCACUCUCGAGGCCUUUUCCCGUUGGCCGGUAGCGAGACUACACGCACUUUCAAUCAUUCAGGAUCCUCUAGACCCCCUCAAAGCGCCGACGCACUUCGCCCAGCCGCUAGUGUUCUUCCGGCUCGACCCUCUGUCGACCCUCGUUUGUUCUCCCCUCCUCGAAAAUCUUCUGCAUUUCCGCCUGCGCAUACCCGCGCGCCAGCCUACGCGCUUUCUGUACACGACGCCCAAGGCCCUGCCCAGCGUAGAGACACUCGACCUGUCCACAUGCGGCGUGAGUUUGGCUGACGUCGAGGGCGUGCUCGCUCGCUUCACGCGUCUCAGAACGCUCGUGCUUGAUCAGUGUCACAUUGUCAUUCCGCGGGCUGAUGUCCAGCACGAUGACGGGCUGUGGUACUGGGCGAUAUUGGGCAAGGCGAUGGCAGCCGCGAGUCACAAAGCGGCAAAGGACCGCGAGAAGACGCUCAGGACGUGGUUGGAAGCACACAAUGCUCAUCUCGCGGGGAAUGCGCCGGCUCCUGAGCCUGCGCAGGUGCGCCAGCGUCGACCGCGUCGGGGACGUCGGGGCCUCGCCACUGCUACCAUAUCGCUACGUAACUCUCCUCCGCGGGAUCCAGUUCCCAUUCCAGCGAUCCCUCCGGGCCAGCUGCCACCGGGCGCUACAGUCGGCCAGAUCCCAAGGAUCCGGGUCUUACCGUCCAAGCCCUCCGUCGUAUCUUUCACGGCCACCGCUCCCGUUCUUUUUGGACCAGACAAGCAUGAGGCGAUACGCGCCGAAUUCGAGAGAGGGUGGGCGGAGGGCAUUGCGCUGCUGCACGCCGUCUUUCGUCGGAUUAAGGCGAGCUGGGACAACGGAAUGAGGGUGAUGAAGUUUGACGACGACGUUGUGGACAGCGAGGUUGGUUUCGCUGGGUUGGUUGAUGUCGACGACGCGGAAGACUUUGAACUCGAAACCAUCGAGCUCGACGAGAGAGCGCCCAGCCAGUGCCCCGUACUGUGUCUUGCUGGGCCUAGGCGAAACAAGCACCAUGUUCUCGGUUGUGGACAUGAAGUCGUCUGGGACGUUUGGGGGGAUGAGCUGUGA